This is a messenger RNA of Encephalitozoon intestinalis ATCC 50506, 1029 nucleotides long. RefSeq lists its product as uncharacterized. The coding region runs from base 1 to 1029 and encodes 342 amino acids. Lineage: Eukaryota; Fungi; Microsporidia; Unikaryonidae. The transcript has a single exon. The record is from RefSeq and is a predicted model, not a curated record.
AUGGAGAAGAUCGCUUCCAUAAACAUAAAACCGUUUAGCAGUGAGGUUUUGACACUAUUUACCUUGUACUUUAUAGUUGGAAUACAAUACGCAAAUGUAAACUGGGUGUUGGCUAGCUGGAUAAUUAGGAUUCUUAUGCUUGUGAAUUUCCUUUACCAAGUAAGACUCUUAUUGCGAUUGAUUUCCAUCAACAGAAGCGACGGGAAGUCUGCUUUGAAUGAUAUAAAUAUCAAAACUAUGAUGAAGCUAUUCUGCAUAGCUGUUCUAACAAUAUACUUUCUCAGGGCAAUUGUUGCAUUCAAAACUGGAAAGGCUGGAAUCCACAAGUGUGCCAUUUUUGUGUCGAUGGGAUAUCUACUGCCAAAUGCUUGUGAGACAUUGAAUUCCACUACUCCUUAUUCUGCCAGUAAGACUAUAUUUUCAUCUUUGACUAUUCUGAUCAUUGGAACAGCACUGGCAGUUGAUUUUCUGAAUCACGGAAGAGAAGGAAUUCCCUCAGAGAUUUCCUAUCUGGUGGGUGUUGUUCUGAUGGCAAUGGAGUCGACUAUCAAGAGAAAGGUUGAAGAGAGAAUGGAGAGAGUUCCGUUUAGAUUUGAAAAGUUUUCACUACCAAUAACUUUUUUGUUUUUGAUCGUGGUAUCUUUUCCCUUUUUAUAUCCAAUAGCAAAGAGAUGCAUUGUUCUCUUUUUUGAAUGGAUCAUUGCAAUCGAAAAUGAGGAGCACAGCUCAAAAAAGAAGGGCUCCUCCCUAUCGGAGGAAGAGGCCAAGAUCCUUGUUCUAGAAUAUGCAAAGAAGAUAAUUCCAUCUAUUGUAAAGAAGAUAUUGCAGGAGUAUAUUCCCAAUUUUAAAAACAUCGUUAGGGAAAAGAUCCAAGAGUAUGUUCCUCAAGAACUUGGAAGUACCAUUAAGAAUAAGGUUCAAGAGUAUGUUCCUCAAGCACUUGGGAGUCUUUCCAAAGCCUCGAAAUCUUUUUAUGGAUGGUGGACAAAGCCUCCCAGAGAAGCCCCGUUGUCUGACGAAUUUGAUUGA